Camellia sinensis is the source of this 852-nucleotide messenger RNA. The record is from RefSeq and is a predicted model, not a curated record. NCBI's taxonomy places the organism in Eukaryota, Viridiplantae, Streptophyta, Magnoliopsida, Ericales, Theaceae.
AUGACUGUGGCACAGUAUGCCAAUCGAUUUAAGGCCCUUUCUCGCUGUGCCACAGCUAUAGUGACAAAUGAAACAGAUAAGGUAGUAGAUAGGGCUCUUACCUUAGAAAGAGAAAAGAUGGACACUGCAACGACUCAAGGUCAGCAGUCUAGAACCAACCAGCCAAGAAGUGGAGGACCCUCAAGGAACAAUAGGACCCAUGCUGCCUCGGUACCUUAUGCUAGGGGCCACAACAACAGCAAAGGUACAAUCCUGAACAUCGUAAUAGGGAAGGGGCUAGAAGGUGUUAUGAAUGUGGCCAAGAAGGGCAUUUUAGGAACAAUUGCCCUCAGAGGUCAGGCUACUACAUCAAUUAAGGGGAGGCCACUUAACGAAACAAAUGCGUACCAACUCAGGGAACGCGAGCUGUGCAAAAUUCCCAAUCCAGCUCAGCCGCCAGCUAAUCGAAAUGUGGGGCAAUCAAGGACUCAACAACCAAGAAAUGCGAAUGCAAAGAAACCUUGGGUGCCAAACCAGGGUGCCACCGGAAGAGUCUUUGCACUCCAAGAAGGAGAAGACGAUGGAAAUCCUUCAGUGAUUCGAGGUAUACUCAUCCUUAUGAACUCUUGUGUACAAGUCUUGUUUGAUUCUGGAGCAUCACACUCUUUUAUAUCUGCUUCAUGUGUUGCAACUUUGGGAUUAGAGCCUGAACAAUUAGAAACACCUAUGAGUGUAGCUUCACCGCUAGGAGGUCAAACUCGAGUAGAUCUCGUAUUCAAAUCAUGUGAACUAGGAGUCUCUAGCUUACGUUUAACUUGCGACCUACGAGUCAUGGAAAUGUCAGACUUUGACGUUAUCCUAGGAAUGGACUAG